This is a messenger RNA of Chelonia mydas (Green sea turtle), 3854 nucleotides long. RefSeq names its product eppin. The transcript has 4 exons. Gene Ontology annotation, cellular component: extracellular region. Gene Ontology annotation, biological process: negative regulation of peptidase activity. The record is from RefSeq and is a predicted model, not a curated record. Bases 184 to 636 code for a protein of 150 amino acids. Gene Ontology annotation, molecular function: serine-type endopeptidase inhibitor activity. Lineage: Eukaryota; Metazoa; Chordata; Testudines; Cheloniidae.
UGGGCAGGGCGGGUACCUGGGACCACUUACAGUGGAAUGGAAUAAGCUGGAGUCAGAUUCCGACAGGUCCGGACAGGCCACCUGAGAGCCGGCCCCUCCCUCUGCGGCACCAGCCCCGCUUGCCAGACAGCUUAAAUCUGCCCUGCCUCAGCCCUGAGGAUCGAGACCCAGCAUCUCAGCACCAUGAAGUUGGCUGGCAUUGUGCUCCUGGCGGCCCUGCUCUCGCUGUGGGCCGAGCUGCCCGCUGCGUCCCGGGGAGACAGGUCGACUGCAGCACCUGUUAAGGCUGGUUACUGCUACAAGGUGGCCCCGGUGGGGGGAGUGUUUGAUGGGAAGAACUGUAGUGCCUGCCUGGCGAACAACACCUGCUCCACUUGCUGCACCGACGGCGACUGCCCCAGGAGCGACAAGUGCUGCCCGGACGAGUGUGGCUACACCUGCCAGAUGGCAGUGACAGAUCUCUGCCACCUGCCCUCGGUGUGUGGCUAUUGCAAGGCCAGGUUCCCUCGCUUCUUCUACAACUGGUCCAGCCAGGCCUGCGAGGAGUUUGUGUACGGCGGCUGCGGCGGCAACAGGAACAACUUUGAGACAAAGGAGGAAUGUCUGCAGGCCUGCAGGCCGCCCGGCACUGCCUAGCCCUGGCCGGCGUGGGGGAGCCGAAGAGGAAGCUGCUGUUCCUGGCUGGUGCCUGUCUUCCCGGGCACAAUUCCUGUCCCUUUCUGAGGGAAACGACUCCCUGCCUGGGAAGCCCAGACCUUUGCUCCCCCGGACCCUCUGCAGCAGGGUUUGGCUGGAGGCGGUUGCAUUGUCUCCCAGCUGCAGAGCCAGCCCCCGCGGCCCCCGAGCUGGCCCAGCCCCGCUGCCGUUCUGUAGCCAUGGACGUGUGUGUUGCGUGUUAACGCUCAGCACGGAGCGCGGCGCUGGCAGGCAGGGGCUGCUAUCAGCCAAACGCCCCUUUCCCUGGGACCUCGUGAGGGUCUGAGGGGUUAAAUACAAGGACUGACCCUUUUCAAACAGAAGUAGGUCUUGUCACUCCUGCCCUUGGGAGAGGAGGGAGCUGUGCACACAACUCUGGCUGGAGUGCAGACUCUGCCCCUGCUUCCCUAUUGGAGGGGGUGGGGGGGCAUUUGGGACUCCAGGGCACAUUGGGUAGUGGGAGUGCACAGCCCUGGCAUGUGGGCAGCAGGGUCCCCUGCCAAGGCCCCAGUGUGUGACAGGCCAAGCAUGAUCCCCUUCCUCCCAGCCUGCUGGUCUGUGCCCUUCGCUACCGUGACUCUCGUGCCAGCAUGUGUUCUCCUUGAAGCCCCAGCUCCUGGCGUCAGGGGAGCACGAGAAUCUCAGCUUCAUUUAAAACAACAGUUGUGCAGAAAAGCCUGAAAACGUAGCCCCAUGAGCAACAGCCCCAGCCGACAAAGAACGAGACCCAGCACUUCCUACUUGGGACAGUCUCUCAUGAGUUUUUAGUUCUUUUAACUGGCGAUGCUACUACUCUUCCCUCUCAACCUUCGUGUCAGAACCCCCCAUUUCGAUCUGCUGGGCCUGCCCUGUUCAGACACCCACCCAGCUGCAGGAAGAGGCAACGUGGGUAGGAUAAGGCACUGGGCUGGCAGCCAGGAGACUUGGGUUCUAACCUCUGCACUGCAACUCUGGGCAGGUCUCUGCUUCUAUUUCCCUGCCACCCCUGUCUUGCCCGGGGGGAGCGUGAGCUCCCUGUGUCAGGGGCUGUCUCUUAUGCGUUUGCACAGCACCCAGCACAAGGGCCCUGAUCCCGGGGAGCCUUCGCCUACCACUAGAAUAAACAAACUGUCAUCACCCCGUCCCCUCCGGGUGGGGUCUGGUGCUUCUUCACCGAAAUAGCGCUAGCAAGUAUUUCUCGAGGUGCAGGGGCAUUAUCACCCCAGAACGCUCAGGUCCAGCAGAAAAACUCUCCCUGAAACAGGGUACAUAGGGAAUCUUACAGCAGCAAACAGCCACUCCCAAAUUCACAGCUCGCGAAGACUAGACUAGACUAGCCUGUCCCUGCCCCACCAAACUGGUAUUUGGGCUCAGGAGAUGAAUUUAAAGGCUCUGGCUCCACCCCCCGGAGAGUCCACUCAGACAGGUUGGUGGAACCGGCUUGCCAGGCAAUGGAAAUGGGAAAACCAAAUCAACCCCCUCAGGUUGCAGGUCUGUUCUGCUUCGACCCACAAAGAAUCCAGUCCGUUCUGGGCCUGGCCUCUCUCAUUAGCAGGGCAGACAGCUAUGCACACAAAGACAGAGCUCCCCUUCUGGACCCAAAUGGACUCUUCUGCCCUGUGAUUGGUGAGGCCGGGGAAACAAACCCUAUAAAUACAGGUGGGUUCUCCCCUUCCCCUUACUGCUGGGGCUUGUUGCUGUCUGGGAGGAGCUGCUCUCCAGGCCCGGCUCCCUUGACUGAUGCUAGGAUGUGCCUGGGGCUUCCAAGGCUGGCUUUGGCAGCUCUGGGGGAUUUGCUUGCAGGGACUGAGGCCUCAGCCAAGGGCUCAGUAGAACUAGGUGGUUCAAACAUAUGGGCCAAAGUGAGGUCUCUGCUGAGCGCUUUAGAAGGGGCUUGGGAACACAUGGAAAUUACUCAUGCCUGCAGUUUGGGUUCUGCACAGGACAUCCACAUCAGCUGUGCCAUUCUGUGCCUGGCCUGAAAUGUGUCCCCAGCUCUGUCCCUUUGCUGAUCUCCCUGCCUGUCGCCCCUUUCAGGGCUUGCUCCAAGGCUGGAGCUGAGCUCACCUGCUAGGCUAGGGACAGCUGGUUGUCAGACUGCAGGGGUCAGCUUAGGUGAUGCUCAGUGGCUGGGGUUUCACAACUGUGAGCUGGGAUCCUAUCCCAAAUGGCAAGUGAAACCACAACAGCCUCCUAAAGCACUGGGAGGCGGAACUAAUCGCAGCCUAGAGAACUGGGGAGAUGGCCGGCCAAUGGGCUGGGGGGGUAUAGGGGGAGUGCAGACCCCUAGUACUGGCGCUAAGUGUGGGAGAACAGGGCAGCUUUUCAGAAGAUUUCUGGUGUGGGGCAUGGACAGCAUCACCUGCCCCACAGAGCAGCAUGAGAAGAACGAGGCAAUUAUUGCCUUCCUAACAAUUGUCUCCCUAGUUGGGUGGGGCAGCAAAGAGAUAAUGGAUCAUACAGCCCUAUUUAAGUCUGGAGGGGAUAACUGCCCCCCUUGCCCAUAACAACUGAUGUCCCUGGAGGACACCCCCUUUGUCCCGGGAGCCUUCGACUGGUGCUGUGUUGUUUUAGGGUGGCUGAGUGCAGCUGCCUGGCCUGACACUUCCAGGGGAGCUCAGGACCCAGGGGGCCCUGUGGGCAGCCCCCAGCACAGGGCCUUUGCCUUCGGCUCGGUUGGUUUUAUAACAGUGAUGGCUCAGCUCUGACACCUCCUGGCGCCGAGGGGACAAGGACCAGGAGCGGGAAGCUGAGCUGGAGCAGAGCUACAGUGCCCGCCUGGGUGCUGGGGGGAGAGCGCUCCGCUCACACCCGGCUACGGUGGCUCUCUAGAGCCCCAAGAGAGCGGGACAGGAUGCGCUUGGGGGGUGGGACUUGGGGGGCAAAGCCAGCGAGUGGCUUGAGUUCAAUCUGAAUAAUGGCUCCCGGGGCAGGACUCAUCCUGGGUCCGCUCCCCUGUGCCCCGUUUUCCUUCGGCUCAGCAGGGCUGGGCUGGCCCCAUGCAGAACACUGGGUCUCGGGAGCUCUGCUGAGGUGGCAGCAGGCAGGAAGCUGCGUCUCUGCCCCAGGGGCUGGCGUCGGGCCUGCAGGUGGCUCUGCUCUGUGGUUCCAGCAAGGUGGAUUUGAGGAAAUCUGGCACCUUCUCAGCUGCGCCCCCAAAGGGAAGCGACGGGCGGGCU